Ceutorhynchus assimilis (cabbage seed weevil) is the source of this 2026-nucleotide messenger RNA. NCBI's taxonomy places the organism in Eukaryota, Metazoa, Arthropoda, Insecta, Coleoptera, Curculionidae. The record is from the annotation of a GenBank genome assembly.
AUGUCCGGUGCGAUAGUUUUAUCCGAAAAUCGUGUAAUUUAUGAUGGAAGUUUAGUGGAUAUUUCUAUUGAUGAUUUAGCAAUUAUUAAUCAUACUUUGUACGAGGUUGAAGUACCAACGUUUUAUCAAAACGAGGACAACGAAAUAGAGGACUCCAGAAACAACAAAUUGAAGCCUGAGAUUUUUUUAAAAAACUAUCAAACUCUUGUAGAAACUGCUAUUAGGAAAAAACUUCAAAAUAUGACUGGAGUUCAAAAAAAUUUCAAGAGAGAACAAAGAAAUGUCAAGGAAGAACAAAUAAAUGUUGAAAAAGUGCAAGACGAUGACGUAAUAAUAGAUACAGUGGAAAAUCAAGAUUGUUUUUUGAGAAUGUUUUUUUAUCAAGCAUUGCUAGUGUACGCUUUUGUCACCAGUGCCCUAUCCCUUCUAAACACCUGCCAAAUAUGCAAAAACUGCUCAAAUGAACCUCCACAUGAAAAACCUGCUACUGAAGCCACUGAAAAAUCUGAAAACCCAUCGGAAACAUUUGGAGAAAAAAUUGCGGAGGACAAUACCAGUGAGGAUUCUAGUCAGAAUGCUGCUCCUGUAGGGCCUUUGUUUGACGAUGACAGUAUUGGAAGCUCUACGCUCAAUUUAGAAGUAUUUUCAGUUAAAAAUACUGCACACGUGGAGCAAUGUAAGCCUUGUUCUGAACCAAUGAGCUUAAGACAAGAGAGUCCAUUUUUAACAGCAAGUAAAUGCGUUACAAUGUUGAUAUUGCCAAUAAUUUUGACACUGAUUUUAUAUUUUUUAAUGAAAAACACUUACAUUGACAAUACCAAACAAGACAACUCCUUUAAUUAUCUGCCAAGCCUGAACAAUACCUCACCAAACAUUCAAACAGCAAACUACAUUACAAAUUUCAAUGAGAAUAUGGAAAAUAGCACAAACCAACAAGAAAUAAAUUAUAUUUUAAAACACGUAUAUUCAGUACUUACUGAAUUUCAAGAAAACAAUACUGACAUAAAAACACAUUCAAUUAGAGGCCACUAUUCAUAUAAAUCUAGUACCAAUAAAGGAAAUUCCACACAAGAAUGUUUCAAUAAUGACACUGAUUUAAAGACUUUUAAUUUUAGUGUUUUUAUUUUAUUAUUUUUUGCUGUAAUCUUCUAUUCUAAGCUUUCAGAAACAAAAUUAUCAUCCACAAACAGCCUAAACAAUAAUUUGAACAAAUGCUUAAUGGCCUUUUUGGUUACAUGGACACCAAGUGUAAUCGAUAUGGUUGUUUCAAGAAUCCUAACUACACGUCAACCAAAUAUUUUUUCAACACUACUAUUAUUAUUUGGCAAUAUGGACAAAUUAUUUUCAGUGAAUGAAAACAUUAAACUCUUCAAACAUUUCAUUAAACCUAAUAAUAAAAUAAACAUUUAACGCUUACCGUUUAAAAUAAGGAUAUAGCUUGGGUAAAAUAUUAUCACCAGCAGUAUCUCUGCGUCCUGUUAAAGGCAAACUUAAUAGCACUUUACUCCAUAUUUCUAGAAGUUGUGUACUGAAAUAUUCCAAAGAUAGGUGGGGCAAUAAUCUUAGUAAAAGCAUCUGAAACAAAUCAUAUAUUAUUUAUAAACACUAGGAAUGUCGUUUUAUUUCUUACCUUUCCUUUCCUUAUAUUCAAAAAACUAGCAAACUUGUCCUCUUGAACAAAACCAUUGCAAAUUUUUACAAUGUAGUCAUGUUGGUUUUCCACUAUUGGCUCACUUUCAAGUUUGAAUAGUUUAAGGAUUUCUUGCUUUUGUUCAGGAGUGGGAGCUUGUUCCAAUUCCCUUAAUCUCUGCUUUUGUUUCAUUUCUCGAUGUUUUUCCAUGUUACUAAUAAACAAUGGAUUUUUGAUGUCUUCGGCUCGUAAAAGUAAAGAAUACAGAGAUUCUAAUUCAAGCAAAUACUGCUUAGUUUUUCUUGAAUCUUUUGCAGGAGGAGGUAUGUCUUGGUCCUUUUCUGGCUGUACAAUGUCCAUGUCUAUGAUCUUUCUUGGAGCUGUUACAGAACCACA